GCAAAAGCAUACAUUGUAGUAAUUUUUUUCCUUUGAUAUUUUUACAUUUGAUCCAUUUGUAUCGCCUACAUCCCAAAAAUGACCGGUCGUGUUGAGGCUACUCUCGCAAAGCUUGCCAUUAAGCUCCCGACGCCGGCAGCGUCUGUGGCAAACUACAUGCCGUUUGUUAUCUCUGCGGGGCAACUUCAUAUCUCAGGCCAACUACCCAAGGGAGAGGAUGGUAAUCUGAUCGUCGGCCAACUCGGCACUAACUUGAGUGUGGACGAGGGUCAGAGGGCCGCGCGUUUGUGCGGUAUCAGUAUCGUAUCGCAGAUAAAAGCCGCCCUUGGUGAUCUUGACCGCGUUAAGAAGGUGGUGAAGAUCAACUGUUUCGUUAACUCCUCUGGUGAAUUCACAGGGCAACCCGCCGUUGCUAAUGGUUGCUCGGAUGUUCUGGUAAACAUCUUUGGCGAGGAGGUCGGUAAGCAUGCUCGCUGUGCAGUUGGUAUGGCCCAGCUCCCUCUUGGUGCCGCUGUGGAAGUGGACGCCAUCGUGGAGUUCGACUGAGUGGUAUAUUUUGAUCAGAAAUAAGUAUUUUUUGUUAUUUUGUAUUAGUGAUUAUCGAUACUUUUUCUUUGUUUCGUAUGCGCGAAUAAUUUUGUAGAGCCUAUCGGUUAUUAGUACUUCAUUCCGGAAA
Messenger RNA from Phytomonas sp. EM1, 676 nucleotides. Lineage: Eukaryota; Euglenozoa; Kinetoplastea; Trypanosomatida; Trypanosomatidae. The record is from the annotation of a GenBank genome assembly.